AUGAUAAAGGUUAUAACAACAUUUUGCCUUUUGGCUUUGCUUGGUUUAAGCAAUGCUGAUAUUCAGACAAAAAGACUUUUUGAGUUGCUAAAAUCAAAGAGAUCUAAAAACUCACCUCUUCCUAACACAUGGGCUGUUUCAGAUGAAACUACUGAGGAGUAUUCUCCUGUUUAUAUUUCACAACAAGACGGGUUAGCACAGCUAGAUAAGAUCUAUGCCUUGCCAGGCCAACCUGCAGGUGUUAAUUUUAAUCAGUACUCAGGAUAUGUGACAGUUAAUCAAAGUGCUGGAAGGGCUCUUUUCUAUUAUUUGGUUGAGUCUCCCACUGAUUCUUCCACUAAACCAUUGGUUUUAUGGCUAAAUGGAGGUCCAGGAUGCUCUUCCAUGAUCGGAGCCAUGUUAGAACUAGGACCUUUCAGAAUCAAUAGUGAUGGAAAAUCUCUUUUCAUGAAUGACUAUGCAUGGAGCAACGUUGCAAAUAUGCUGUUUCUGGAAUCCCCUGCUGGUGUGGGCUUCUCAUAUUCGAAUACAACUUCAGAUUAUGAUCAUUCUGGUGACAAGAACACUGCAAAUGAUGCUUACAUAUUUCUUGUUAAUUGGCUCGAGAGAUUCCCUCAGUACAAAACCCGUGACUUUUACAUUACUGGUGAAAGUUACGCCGGACAUUAUGUUCCUCAACUUGCUUAUAAGAUCCUUAGUAACAACAAAAUAACAAAUCAAACCAUCAUCAAUAUGAAAGGGGUCGCUAUUGGAAAUGCAUGGAUUGAUGAUGAAACAAGUUAUAAAGGAAUGUAUGAUUAUUGGUGGACUCAUGCUAUGAUUUCCGAUGCAACACAUGACGCCAUAUUGAAAUACUGCAACUUUGCAAAUGGUUCUCGAUAUGUAUCUGAAGUGUGCGGAGAUAGUACAGACAAAGCUUGGGAUGAGUGGGGAGAUAUUGAUCUGUACAAUAUCUAUGCACCAAUUUGCUUGAACCCUGAUCAACGAAAUGCCUCUGCUUCAACCGGUUCUAUAAAUGUAUUUGACCCUUGCUGGCAAUAUAUCCUGGUAGACUAUCUCAAUAACUCUGCUGUUCAAAAGGCGUUAAACGUGAAACCUACAUCAUGGGAUUUAUGCAGCGAUGUUAUCACACGCUGGAAUGACAGGGCAACUACCAUCCUUCCAAUAAUUAAGUAUCUUAUUUCAAAUGGCCAAAGGGUGUGGGUAUACAGUGGCGAUAUAGAUGGCCGAGUUCCCGUUACUUCUUCUAGGUACUCAAUUAACACCCUCAAUCUUCCGAUUGAGACAGCUUGGAGGCCAUGGUACCUCAACAAAGAGGUUGGGGGGUAUUUGGAGGCGUAUAAAGGACUACUUCUGAUAACGGUCAGGGGAGCAGGCCAUACUGUUCCAAGCUACCAACCACAACGUGCAUUGACAUUGUUCUCAUCAUUCCUUGGAGGGAUACUUCCUCCUUCCUCAUAA
Molecule: messenger RNA, 1461 nt
Organism: Erigeron canadensis
Lineage: Eukaryota; Viridiplantae; Streptophyta; Magnoliopsida; Asterales; Asteraceae
Product: serine carboxypeptidase 1-like
Exons: 8
Coding region: 1-1461 (486 amino acids)
Biological process (GO): proteolysis
Cellular component (GO): vacuole
Molecular function (GO): serine-type carboxypeptidase activity
Source: RefSeq, a predicted model, not a curated record